This is a messenger RNA of Cuscuta europaea, 1079 nucleotides long. Lineage: Eukaryota; Viridiplantae; Streptophyta; Magnoliopsida; Solanales; Convolvulaceae. The record is from the annotation of a GenBank genome assembly.
CUUAGGACAAUUACUAUAUUUAUACAGACCGACCGCAAGACAGAUCGGAAACCCUUGUUCUCGUUUUCGAUGUUCAUCGCAUUCUUUGAUUUCACCUCUCUGCACCCCUGUUUUCCGGCAAAGAUGUCGUCGCCGGAAUAUCAGUUGCCCCAAACGUUGAUUGACGAGCUUCUACAGUCCACACUAUGCGACCAUGAAUCGUGGGUGUUCUAUGUUGGUGUUCUCUCGGAGUGGGAGAGCCGAACUUCAAGCGCCUGGGAGGCAAGGCAGCGAGAGACAAAUCGCUCAAGCGGCGCCUAGAAGGCAAAGGAAGUUAGAGACAAAUCACUCGAGCCGCAUUUGGGAGGUCCAGAGAAUUGAAAGUCCGGCAUAUUCAUCCACAAGGUCUCACAUAUCUGUAGUUCAUGCCGCGGUUCAAUCCAAGACCCAGAACCAAGGGAAUACAUAUUUCAUGGUCCAGACAAUAUGUGAUAUAAAAAACAAUAAAAGGAGACCCAAGGAGGAAACUGUGCAGCUUACUCGUAUAAGAAAAUGGCUACAGAAGCAGCCAUAAAUGCUAGGUCUAAUCAACGAGGGUACACGUGUCAAUCAACCAGCGAUGGAGGGUCAACUUAACCAGGGUGGCACUGACAUAGCAUGUGGCCGCAUUUGGGUGUGACGUUGUACUUGAUCCGGUGAUUCAGCGCAUGUGGGAGAGGAGAUCUUGUCGAGAGGAGCGCCUUCGGAUGCACCUGCUGGGGCCGAAGGCUCUACAUACUGGGGGGUCAAUAUGUCCCGAAGGCCGUAAUUGCCGAAGGCUCGUUUUUCAAGUCUUGUUCUCAUGUGAUGUUUUUGGACUCGGUUUCAUGAAUGUAAAAGCCUUCGAGCAUGGGGCCGAAGGCACACCCUGCCUAUUAUGGGCUACAUGGAGUCUCCUUUGCUGGGCUUGGCCCAUUUGGACCCGUUGGAUCUGAUUGUUGUAGAGGAAGUAUGUGGGCCAGAGGUUCCUGGGCCAUAUACUCCAUCACCGACAACUUCAAAUUGAACUUUAACUUUAAACCAGGUUGUUUCAGCUUUAAACUUUAAGUUCAAGUUUAAAG